AUGGCGACCCAUCUGGAUCCGGAACUGGAAUUCGACUCCUCCGCCACCUCGAUGCUUCCCAGAUUGCCGCCCCUUGAGGUGCAAGUCCGCGCUGCCGAGUGCGAGGGCGAGGGCGAGGCCGAGGAGUGCAAGACCCCGACGUCCGAGGAGCACAGGAUCCCGCCGGCCCUGACCUGCCCGGCCGCGCCGCGCAAGGCGAAGGCGAGGACGACGCCGGCGGUCCCAUGCAAGAGAGCCCCGCCGCCGCCGGAUCGGCUCGAGUUCUUCGAGGCGAGGAGCCGCGGCGAGGUUGAAGGGUUCUUCAGGAGCUGUGAGGAGGCGGCCAAGCGGAGGCGUUUCUUCUGCAGGUGA
This is a messenger RNA of Eucalyptus grandis, 351 nucleotides long. RefSeq names its product cyclin-dependent protein kinase inhibitor SMR3. NCBI's taxonomy places the organism in Eukaryota, Viridiplantae, Streptophyta, Magnoliopsida, Myrtales, Myrtaceae. The transcript has a single exon. Gene Ontology annotation, biological process: regulation of DNA endoreduplication. The coding region runs from base 1 to 351 and encodes 116 amino acids. The record is from RefSeq and is a predicted model, not a curated record.